AAACAAAUUAUAAUAUAAGUAGGUAAUAGGUAAUAAUUAUAAUAUAAGUAGGUAUUUGGAAUAAACUUACGAUUUAACAGAUUUGUUAAAAAAAAAAAAAUUUUUAAAUAGUCCCGGGAUGGACAUUAUUUUGCAUAAACUUAAAAUCUAAAAGCAAUAAAACAGUAAUGUUGUAUAAUUUGAUAAGUUUGUGUUGCCACAUUUUUCACUAUAAAAGUACGACUGCUACUUGAUCAUUAUACACUAGUAUAUCCGUGUAGAAUUCUAAUGCGUUGUCGGCCGCGAUGAUAAAAUAGCAUUGAGAAUGAAAGACGAAACAAAGCGAAUUGUAAAUAAAUAAGAAAUCAUUAAGAAAAAAUAUAAAAAGAACUAAACAAAAACCUAAAAUAAUACUUCUCCCAUUACCUCUCAGAAUCCUAACUCAUGAUAAAGCCAAUUCUCCCUUCGCAAGCACACAUAAAGAUUCGUAUAACAAAGUUUUAUAUGCAUCCAUCCUGAUUGUGAAAUAUCAAGAGAUUAUUGAAAAUUAAUUUUGGGGUUUAAUAAGAACUAAUUAUUUCUGUGUACAUGUAGUGUAAUAUUAAUAAAUAUAUGAAUAUUUCUAAGCAAAACAUGGUCAAACUUAUUGUAAACUUUAAAUUAUGCUUAUCAUUAUUUUUAUCAUUAUUUAUUUGGUGUUUUGAAUUUGAUUUUUUAAAAUAACAUGGCAACACUCGCAAUAUCUCUCAUAUGGACAUCUCUGUUUUACUUGCGGAUAGCAGGGCCAUUGAGUAGAGCCGCCAUUUUGUUAAUGUGUGCGCGAACAUGGUCGUGGCAUUACAAUGAUAGUUGCGAUAGUGGUCAGAUAAAUAAUAUCAAAUAUGUGUUAAAUUCUUGUAUUAUGAAUGUGCGAUAUUAUUGUCAAUAAUAUUACAAAAUAAUAUAAUUACAAAUGUUACAGAAAUAUGAAAUUGUGAAAAAUAUUGUAAGCUUUUGUCUCGCUCUGUUAAUAUUUCGGUUCGAUUUUCUCUCGGGUGAGUUCGUAUGCGUGAGUGCAUUUCUAAUUCGUCGUGAUUUUUCGCAGCUCGUUACAAUGUACAAUGUUAAAGUUUUGUAUGAUACAUUUUGUAUAAAAGUUUAUUCAAGUUGGUGCAUAUUUUUAUAAAUAAAAACAUUUCUCCGAUAUUAACGCAUAUUUUAAUGUGUAUAAAUUGUCUAAAUAUGGGGUAAUUGUUUGUAUAAAUCACAAUUAAAUAUUCGCUGCAACUCGCUGAAUUAUUCUCAUACGAUUCAGAAGCGGUGUAACUGUAUAUGUUCAACGAGUAUAAUGUGCAUAGAAAUUCGCUUUAUUAUUGUACUCGCUAUUAACUUAUUUAUGUCAAAAUCGAAAAAGCUAGAUAGUGAAAUUGAAAUGUGACAAAAUAUUAAAAUACGUUAGAAGAGUGCGACUAUAAUUAUUGUUUGCGUGUGAAUGUUGCACAGGCAUAAUCGUUGCAUAUUACUCAUAUACUGUCUCUUUUAGCCAUCGGGCUACAUUCUUCAUCAACCGAGUACAGACGAAGUUUGUAUCAAUUUCCUACACUUGCUUUUCGAUAAAAAGUGAUGCCAAUACUUUCUGUGUAACAGGGAAUUCUUGUUGUGUAAAGUUAGGAGCGUGUGUAAAAUAAAUGAAAUUAUGUGUUUUAGUUUUACGGCAGUGUUUUGAAAAUUUUUGCUUUGCGAAAAAGUAAAUAAUUUGUGUGUAAACAUAGAAUGGGCAAUAAAAGCUUUUGUUCAUAUAAUGUAAAAUGUUUAUAUAAAAAUCCCUCUAUAACUUUAGUUGGGACCAAUUGAUUUGUGUAUACAUCACUUUACUCGCGGUGUUCGCUGACUCUCGCAAAUCGCACUCGACUCUUUUAAUUUUAGUCUUUCUUCCUAGUUCUGUCGUUACUCGUUCGCGAAAUCAGUUGAGUUUUUGCUGGUGCGGAGCAAACGGACUGAAUAUUUGUUAUAAUAUUGCGAAAAGAUUUUAAAAAAUUGUCAAAAAUUGAAAAAAAAUUCAAAAAGUAAUUGAGUGAAAUUCAAAAUAAUAAAAAAUUAUGAACUUAAAUUGAAAAUAAAUUGCGCGGACAAAAGCAAUGUUUUUAAUAAAUAUCUGAAGUGAGAAAAUGAUGCAAAAUUUUUUUGAAAUUUAAUUAAAAUUUUUCUAUAAUUUCGUAUAUUUUUGUAAAAUUUGUUGAAUUUUUCUUAAAAUAAAAUUGAAUAAAACAAAAAAUCUGCAAAUAGAAAUUUUCGAUACGACGUGAAAACUAGCGACAAAAAAUUUCAGUCAUUGCUUGUCUGUUUUUCUUUCUUUUUCUAAUACUGCUCACACUCGUUGCUUGAGGUGGUCGUCUUGCAAGUGUAGUAGUAUAAGCAACACACUCAAACUUUGCGUUUCGUAUACCGCAACGGGAGCGAUUUGUUCGGCUUGUGGUAGCAGGGCUCUGACGAGCAAGCACAGUCUUGUAAAACAAAAGUCCGUCAGUAGAAAAGUAACGAGUAGUGAAGAAAGAAUCAAACGAGUUAUAUAGGCAAAAUCAACGAAUUUUUGGAAAUAAGUUUGUUCUUGUCGCGCACUAAAAUGGCAACAACUCUGGCUAUCUGACCAAAGAGUGAAACAAAAAUUAUAUGCAUACGGUCUCACUAGUCUCAAAUUAGUGGCCGCAUAUACGAAAGAAUGACACGAAUGUAUUAGCGGGCGGUCGGUUGAUAUAAAAUAAGAACGAUUCGAAGAGAAAAUUAAUGAUAUUUGCCAUUUGUGAUCAUUGUGGCUUGACAAAUUUAAAGGAAUUUGUUAAUCAACAUCACUGCCAUUUAUUUACUCCUGAAACGUAUAUAAAUUUUUAAUAAAUAGGAAAACUUAUAAUGACAAUCUUUAUGAGAAAUAUGGAAGAGCUAACAAUGUUGUCAAGUAACUUACUUUUCUCUCAAUUGUUGAUGUGCAAUUAAAUAUCGCUAUAUUCUUGGAGUUUUUUAUUGCAUUGCAAAAAAGGCGCAAAAACCUUGCCAACAAAAGCAAUGUUUGAUUCAAAAGAUGUUGGUGGUGAUAAACGUCGGCGUUUAAAAAUGUUGUUCCAACAAACAGUGGUAAAGCAGGAAUGUGUCAAGUGCCAAUAAACGAUUGAAAAUAUAAAAUGAUCUUAACUUUUAUUCACUUACACUUACAAUUUGUUUCAAAAACUCUUAAAGAACAAUUAUCUUACACUGAAGAAACUAAGAGGUAUAUUACGAAGCGGAAUAAAUAACCGAAACCACUCGGUCCACAUUUAUAACUUCUAACACAAAAUGCACUCAAUCGCUGUCGGCAACAACGCUUUAACUCAGUUGAAACAUUUUUUAAUUGUGCGAAAGCGAUUUCAAAGAGUGCAACCUCAUAUAAACAAACUUCAAACUUGGAAAGUUUUGACCUUUUCUGCUAAUGUCAACACAGCCGCUGCAGCUCAAGUAAAAGCAUCAGUGUCGAGUGAUCGUGUUUUUAAAGUUAAUAAACCAUUUCCGGAAAGCAAUUUUUUUCCUUCCGCCGAUUGAAUUAAAACUUUCAAAUUUUUUAAUUUUUAUAUAAUUUCGUCGUUAUUAAGAUAUUCAGAAUAAACUUUGAUAUUGCACUUCAAAGUUUCUGAUUUUAAAACAAACAACAAAAUCAUAAAUUAUCAAGUGAUAUCGGCGUAAAGUUGUACGAGUUUACGCAUAUUUAAUACCAAAAUAGAGAUCAUAACAAAGAAGUCUCAAUGAUGGCUGAUCAUAUGGAUGAACCACCGCAGAAGCGGACUAAAAUGGAUCCAACGGAUUACGUUUCAGUUUUAGAAGAUGAUUUACCGGAUGAAUUAGUUACUGGUAAUAGUAAUUGGCCAGACCCUCUUGGCGGUGGCGGUGGGCCAGCAGGUUCAGGCGCAGGUCUUGGUGUCAAUGUAGUCGGUGGAACCAACAAACCCCCUGCACAAGGUCCUGGCCCAGGUGGACCACAAAUGAAUGGCGCGAGCGAUGAUAACACAGGCGGAAACCAAGGUGGUCCCGGCAAUCCAUUACGUCAAAUGCAACAUCAUCAACAUCUGCAACAGUUAUUGCAACAACAAGGUAAUAAAAAUACAGGAAUGAUCGGUAACCCAAUGGGCACAGCUGGUAUGAAUCAGUUAGGAAGUAAAUCGCCUAACUUGCAGUCACCAAACGCAGCAGGCAUGCAAGUAGUUGGUGGUCAAAUGGGUAUGGUUAACUCAAUGUCAAUGUCGAUUUCCAACAACGGAACUGGAAUGAAUACAAUGCCUGGCAUGAACACGAUUGCUCAAGGGAAUAUAGGUGGUAUGGUGAUUACCAAUAGCAAUUUGGGUGGUUUGGGUGGCGGUGCAGGUAUGGUAAAUACAUUAAAACAACAAAUAGGUGCAGGUGCCGGAGGUAUAAUGAAUGCUGGACCUGGUGGAGUGGGACCCGUUGGAAAUAUGGGUCCUGUUGGUGGAGCGAAUCAGGGCAUGCAUUUAGGUGGCGGGCCUGGUCAUCCGCAGAGUUUACAAAAUGGUCCGAUGAUGGGUAGAAUGGUUGGCCAACAUCUGCUUCGUGGCCCCAAUCCCCAUUUAAUGUCUGGCAACGGGCCUGGCGUUGGUCCAGGCGGUGGUCCGCGAAUGCAGAAUCCAAAUAUGCAAAUGGCUCAACGAACAGAUGUGUUAAACGGUAAUCUUACAUACGGUGGUCCAGGUCAAAUGGCAAAUAUGGUUGGUGGUAAUGUAGCUGUCGGACCAAAUGGACCCUAUGGAAAUGCGGUGGGAGGUGUUGGAAAUUAUGGUGGUCCUGGUGGACCCCAGGGUGGACUUAAUGUAAAUCCGAAUAAUCCACAACAGCAACUUUUGGCGCAGCAAAUGGCACCACGCGGCGGUGUUCACCCUAUGCAACACGGCAACCGACCUGGUGUACCCAUUGGAAUGGCUGGUGUUGGUAAUGAUGGAACACUUCAGGGUCUGGUGGGUGGUCCGCAACAACAACAGCCACAAUCAAUGGGUCCAAACCAACCACAAAGUGCGCAAGGUGGUGUCAUGGGAGGACCUCGACCGCCGCAACCUGUUGGCCCACGCCAAAAUCAAAUCAUUCAUCAGCAGCACCAGCAACCACUUCAACUUCCUGCUACCGCCCAACUUCCUGGUGGUGGUACUGCUGGCGGAAGUAGCGGUGGAAGCACAGGCAGUGGAUCUAGUGGUGGCGGUCAACACCUUUCUGAAGAGAGGAAAAAGCACAUACAACAACAAUUGGUGCUCCUCUUGCAUGCGCAUAAGUGCAAUCGGCGAGAAUCUCUGAACCCUAACCGUGAAAAAUGCAUAGUUCCCUAUUGUAAAUCUAUGCAAGAUGUGCUGGCGCAUAUGGCGAACUGUAAACAGAGCAAAGAAUGCAGCGUUCAGCAUUGCACCUCGUCUCGCCAAAUUUUGUUGCAUUAUAAGACUUGCACACGUUCGGAUUGUAUUAUUUGUUUUCCUUUUCGCCAGCAACAGAGUUUCCACAAUAACGCAAGUGGAGCUAAUGCGAAUACAAACACUAACCAGCCGUUACAGGGUAUUGUAAAACAGCAACAGCCGACAGAUGGAACUUCCGUAGGGGGUGGUGGUCCGCAAAAUUCUGGGAUACCACCGCAGAAUACUGGUGGAUCGAAUAUUAUUGCUGGAACCGGUGGUCAAGUUGGAAUGACAGGUGGUCCAAAUCAACAACUAGGCAUGAAGUCUAAUGUGGACAUGUCUCAACAAAUGCAACCACACAACACACAGAACCAAAAUCAGGAAAUUCGACGGUUUGAUAGUUUGGGAAUGCAAGGAGCAGUUUCCAACACCGGACCUGGAGCUAACAUGCUGCAAAAUAAUGCAGUCAAUACACAACAACUACAAGACAUUCGUAUGCCGGGAGGCGGACCGGCUGUGCGAGUAUUGUCAGCUCAGGUUGGUGCACCCGGAGGUGGCAUUGGAGGUGGCGGACCAAAUUCAAAUACAAUCAUGGCCAAUAAUAUGAUGAUUGGUGGAGCUGGAGGACCAGAUAACGGCAUGCAACAGCAAACCCAAAAUGUUCAACAACAUGUGCUUUUACAGAGCGGAAGUAGCGGCGGUCAUAACAACCCACAAUUAGCUGGUUUAAUCGGCGGUUCCAACACCAACAAUACUGGUCAAAAUCAACAAAAUGCUGGACCACAAUCACAGCAACCAAACAUUCCUCUAUCAGUUAACGUUCAUAAUAUUAAUAACAAUUCGGCUUUUAAUAAUGCACAGUUAGGUGCUAAUAACGCUGGAAACUCCGCUGACAUGGGGGGAACUGCGGGAAAUGGACCACCACCUAACAAGCAGAGGAAAAUGCUGCCGUAUAAUGUCCAGAUUAGGCAUGAUAAUUCAACUGCAGUAAGUGGCGCAGCUGGAGGAGUCGCUGGCGGUAAUAACAAUUCUGGUACACCGGGUGGUGCUGGUGCAGCAACUGUAAAUUCUAGUAGCUUGGUGGGAGCUCAAAGUAAUAACUCAUCCAGUGGGGGUGCAACCACUUCACAGGGCGGUAAUGGCAGCGCAAGCAAUAGUGCUGUUACUGAAGAAAGAGACUGGCGUGAAUCGGUGACUGCUGAUCUACGAAAACACCUUGUCCAUAAACUUGUGCAAGCGAUAUUCCCAACGUCGGAUCCUACAACCAUGGCUGAUAAACGUAUGGCCAAUUUGGUUUCUUACGCUGAAAAAGUUGAGAAAGAUAUGUAUGAGGCAGCCAAGUCUCGAUCGGAAUAUUACCAUCUACUGGCUGAAAAAAUCUACAAGAUACAAAAGGAGUUAGAAGAAAAACGCAUCAAACGAAAAGAACAGCAAAUGUUAAUAAUGCAACAACAGCAAGGAUCCGGUGGAGGAGCAGGUUCCGGUGCCGGGCAAGGACCAAGCCCAAGUAAUGCAGUGCCAGUUGGUCAACAACUUCGUCCUGGACAUCCCCAACCGCUAAUAAGGCCAAUAGGUGUCAGUGGAGGCCAAGGUAUGCCGUUAGGUGUUGCUGGAAUGAUGCAACCAGUUAUGCCAGGACAAGCCCCCGUUGGUAAUGUGGGUAUGUUGCCUGGACAAGCAGGUCAAAAUAUGGUAGGAAUACGUGGUCACUCUCCCGGAGGAAAUUUGCUAGCUUUGCAUCAACAGCAACCCAAUCAUAGAUUGCAGUUUCCACCACAGCAUCAAGGCAAUUUAUUGGUUGGUCCGCCAGGACCUAGUCCAAACAGUGGCAUGGGGGUAAUGCCAACAUCUACAUCACAAAGUAUUGUCGUACCAAGUCCGGUGUUAUCUCCCUACGGUGUUCAAGUAAUUCCAGCUAGUCAAGUAAGCGCCGGUGGUGUGUUGACAAGUCCUGUUUCAGGACAACAACAACAAUUUAUCACGGCCAAUGGCGGCAAUAGUUCACAAUCUGCGCAACAACUUUCCGAAAUUAUGAAGCAAAGGCUUUUGCAAGCACAGCAGCACCAGACUAAUAUGUUGCCACAAUCUCCAUUUAAUAAUCCUGCUUCUCAUAUGCAACAACAACAGCAACAACCACAACAACAGCCUCAGCAGCAACAACCACAAAAUCCUUUUCCUUCGCCAAUGUCACAACAACAGCAGCAACCGAAACAAAAUGUGGGCUCAGUGGGAAACAUGCCACCGACUCCUACUAGUCUUGAGUCAUUAGUCGGUGGGAAUUCGGUAGGUGCGAAUAGCACAACUGGCGUCCCCUCAACAGGUGUCAUGGUAGCCGCGCCUAGUCCCUCGCCCAAUUUCGUCUCGAAUGGUCCAAUAGGAACACCUUCCAACAAUCCACCAUCAGUAACUUCGCUUAUGCAGCCCCUGAGCGAACGAGCAAGCAGUACUCCUCCCAUUAUGGCACCGUCCCCGGCAUCGGCAUCAUCUGGAACGACCCUAUCGGUGAAUGCUAGUACAGCGUCCAGUAACGUAGGUGUGCCAAUGAGCAGUACUGGAACUACAAUGACGACAACUGCGUCAUCUUCCAAUACUCAGUUGUCAGCGAAACCGAAUGCCAUUAAUACAAAUAAUAAUGGUCCUAUUCUGGCACAGAAACAACAGCAGCAACAACAUCUAUCGAUGGGUAAAGGUGGCAACAGCAAUAGUAGUAAUAGUGUCAAUGUAGCGGCCACAACUACUACUACAUCGACUGUGAUGAGUUCACGUCCUACAUCAAUCAGUAAUCUUUCAUCACAAAUGGCGGCGCUUGAAGCAGCUGCUCGUGAUAAUGAUGAAACUCCACCCUCACCAAGUGCCGAUUCCGGUGGUGAAAGCGGUAACGCUUCCAAAGGCAAAUUGGAUUCCAUUAAGCAAGAAGAUGAAAUUAAGAAAGAGUACAUGGAAGAUGGAAGCGGUGGUGCUGGAGAUAAUUCUCAAAUGGACACACAAUCUUCGGCCGGUGUAGGUAAAAAUGUUAAUAAUGACGGUACCAACAUGAAAGUGGAAAUCAAGACUGAAGACGGAGAUGGCAUUAUAAAAAGUGAACCAAUGGACACUGACGACAAGAACGCCGCAAAUGGUGUUGGCGGAAUGGGGAAUGCUGGGACUUCGGACUGUAAAAAUGAUGGAAAGACAUCAGCUGACGGUGAUACUAAAGUCAAGUCAGAAACAAAACCUGUAGUACCAGAACCACUAAUGCCUAAUGCUGGCGAUAAGAAAAAGAAAUGCGUAUUCAAUCCAGAGGAGCUAAAACAGGCACUGUUACCAACACUAGAUAAGUUGAUGCGUCAUGAACCAGAAUCAGCACCAUUCCGUUGUCCCGUAGAUCCUCAAAUACUUGGUAUACCAGAUUAUUUUGAUAUUGUGAAGAAACCCAUGGACUUGGGCACCAUUCGCAACAAUCUGAUGAAUGGCAAAUAUAAUGAUCCGUGGGAGUAUGUCGAUGAUGUGUGGCUAAUGUUUGAUAACGCUUGGCUAUAUAAUCGUAAAACUUCACGUGUUUAUCGAUACUGCACAAAGUUAUCUGAAGUAUUUGAGCAAGAAAUCGAUCCAGUAAUGCAAGCUCUUGGCUACUGCUGUGGUCGAAAAUAUACAUUCAAUCCUCAAGUGCUAUGUUGCUUUGGAAAGCAAUUGUGUACAAUACCACGGGACGCCAAGUAUUACAGUUACCAAAAUAGUCUAAAGGAUUAUGGUGUUGCCUCAAACAGAUACACCUUCUGCCAAAAAUGUUUCAACGACAUCCAAGGAGAUACUGUUACUCUCGGCGACGAUCCGCAACAGUCUCAAACGCAAAUUCGUAAAGAUCAGUUCAGAGAGAUGAAAAAUGAUCAUUUAGAGCUUGAGCCGUUUGUAGAUUGUCAGGAAUGUGGCCGCAAGCAACAUCAAAUUUGUGUUCUCUGGCUUGACACGAUUUGGCCAGGUGGUUUUGUAUGUGACAAUUGCUUGAAGAAGAAGAAUUCCAAAAGAAAGGAGAACAAGUUCAACGCGAAACGUUUGCCCACCACAAAACUUGGGAUAUAUAUAGAAACACGUGUGAAUAACUUCUUGAAAAAGAAAGAAGCUGGGGCUGGUGAGGUACACAUAAGGGUUGUAUCCUCCUCUGAUAAAUGUGUAGAGGUAAAACCGGGCAUGCGACGACGAUUCGUCGAUAAUGCAGAAAUGUCUUCAGAGUUUCCAUAUCGGGCGAAAGCUUUAUUUGCUUUUGAAGAGGUGGACGGAGUUGACGUUUGUUUCUUUGGCAUGCAUGUACAAGAAUAUGGUUCCGAAUGUCCACAACCCAAUACACGGCGUGUGUACAUUGCCUAUUUAGAUUCGGUACAUUUCUUUAAACCUCGCCAGUAUCGAACCGCAGUGUAUCAUGAGAUACUGCUGGGUUAUAUGGAUUAUGUGAAACAAUUAGGUUACACAAUGGCACAUAUUUGGGCAUGCCCACCUUCCGAGGGCGACGAUUAUAUAUUCCAUUGUCAUCCGACGGAUCAGAAAAUACCUAAACCAAAACGUUUGCAGGAAUGGUAUAAAAAGAUGUUAGACAAGGGUAUGAUUGAACGUACUAUACAGGAUUACAAAGAUAUAUUGAAACAAGCAAUGGAAGACAAAUUGACAUCAGCGGCAGAGUUACCUUACUUUGAAGGCGACUUCUGGCCGAAUGUACUGGAAGAAAGUAUCAAAGAGUUAGACCAAGAGGAAGAGGAGAAACGCAAACAGGCCGAAGCAGCAGAAGCUGCAGCAGCAGCCAAUAUAUUUUCAAUUGAAGACAAUGAAGUUAGUGGUGAUGGAAAGAAAAAGGGCCAGAAGAAAGCAAAGAAAUCCAAUAAAUCCAAAGCUGCGCAGCGUAAAAACAACAAGAAAACCAAUGAACAACAGACAGGCAAUGACCUCUCUGCCAAGAUCUAUGCCACAAUGGAGAAACACAAGGAGGUGUUCUUUGUGAUACGCCUGCAUUCGGCACAAUCAGCUGCAAGCUUAGCGCCUAUACAAGAUCCAGAUCCAUUAUUAGCAUGUGAUCUGAUGGAUGGACGAGAUGCGUUCCUAACACUGGCUAGAGACAAGCACUUUGAAUUUUCAUCACUUCGUCGUGCUCAAUUUUCUACGCUAUGCAUGCUGUACGAACUGCACAACCAAGGGCAAGACAAGUUCGUCUAUACAUGCAACAAUUGCAAAAGUGCGGUGGAAACACGAUACCACUGCACAGUUUGUGAUGACUUUGAUCUCUGCUCUGUGUGCAAGGAGAAAGUUGGCCAUCCACAUAAAAUGGAGAAACUUGGCUUGGACAUUGAUGAUGGCUCAUCACCAGCCGAUCUCAAACAAGCUAACCCUCAAGAGGCGCGGAAACAAUCCAUACAACGAUGCAUUCAGUCACUGGUACACGCAUGUCAGUGUCGUGACGCCAAUUGUCGUCUGCCUUCGUGUCAAAAGAUGAAACGUGUCGUUCAGCAUACAAAGAACUGCAAACGCAAAACUAAUGGUGGCUGUCCAAUUUGCAAACAAUUAAUUGCGCUUUGCUGCUACCAUGCCAAGCACUGCCAGGAACAGAAAUGCCCAGUUCCGUUCUGUCCAAAUAUUAAACACAAGCUCAAACAACAACAAUUACAACAAAAAUUACAACAGCAACAACUAUUACGCCGUCGUGUGGCUCUAAUGACUCGCACUGUGACUACACCAGCUGCUUUAACAGGUGGCCCAGUCGUUGGAGCUGGUCCAGUUGUAGUGCCUAGCGGGGUUGUUGGACCCGGUGGUGUUGGCGUCGGUGUUGGUGUUGGUGUGGGUGUCCCUAGUGUAAAUGUUGGUCAACCUAAUAUGCCUGGGCAACCAGCUUUAAUGGCAGCGAAUACUGCUGGUGGAAUGAGUCCAUCUACAGUGGCUGUACCCUCACCGGUAUCGGCCCAGAUGAGUGGAGGUAUGACUUCACCGCAUCCACAUCAACCUGGGAUUGGAAUGAAGCCAGGAGGUGGUCAUUCACCUUCACCCACGGUUUUGCAAGUAGUUAAACAGGUCCAAGAGGAAGCUGCGCGCCAACAAGGUGGACCCAUGCCGCCUCCAGUAAUUCCACGUCACAUAGGAGGAAUGCCUAAUCAGGGCAAUCCUGGUGGUAAUAUGAUUGGAAGCAAUGUGGGAAAUGUUGGCGUUGGUGUUGGCAAUGUUGGCGUUGGACAAAUGGGACCAGGUGGUGUAAAUACUGUUAUGGGUAAUAAUAUGCCAAUGGAUCAAUGGGGUGGCGGUAAUCGCUAUCAGGCAAAUGCGAAUCCAGGAAUGCGACAACCGAACCAAACCCAGGUGCAAAUGCAACAGAAUACAAUGCAGCCGAAUAUGAUGGGCAUGGUUGGAGCCGGGGGUUCGAAUCAAAUGCUUGGAGGGCCAGUUGGCAAUAUGGGAGGUAAUGCUGGUGGCACAGGCGUUGGAGGAAUGAACAGCCCUGGAGGUGGUAUGGGAGGCAUGGUCGCUGGCGGCCAGGUUGGUGGUCCCGGUGGUGGCAUUCGGCCGCAAGGUGGUCAGCAUAAUGCACCUGUUGACAGUGGUCAGGGGCUAAAUGAAGCUCAACUUGCGCUCAUUAUGCAGAAGAUUAAAAACAAUCCGUCGCAUGAUAACCAACAGAUAUUGCAAGUCCUGAAACGUAAUCCGCGGAUAAUGGCCGCCAUUAUUAAACAACGGCAACAGAGCCAACCGAAUGCUAGUGGAAGCGGUGGUGGCGGCCCAGCGGGUAAUGGACAACAACAACAGCAGCAACAACAACAAGUAAUGCAACAAAAUCAACAGUUGCAACACAUGAUGAGCCAACAGCAGCAAAUGUCUCAAGCGAAUCAGCAACAAGUCGUGAUGCAGCCUCAACAACAAGCAGGGCCACCACAUCAGCGUAUGCCAGGCAUGCAAAAUCCCAUGAUGAUGCAACAACAGCAGCAAGUGCCUAGCAAUAUGCAGCAACAAGGACCGAUGCCUAACGUGCAAUGGUUCAAAGCGCGCCAGAUGCCGAUGCCCAAUUACCCGCCUCCUUAUCCUCAGCGUCAACGCGCACCUCCUCAAAUGGGAGGUGGCGGCGGACAACAAUUUACCGGUGGCAAUUUUGGCCCAGGUGGACCAGGUGAUCAGUAUGCAGUUGCCGCUGCGGCUAUGCAACAAGGCCUGAAACCACCCACACCACAACAACAAAUGGGUGGUAUGCCAGGUGCUGUGACACAGCAGCAGCAACAACAACAGCAGCAAAUGAUACAAGCAGGUGGUGUGGUGGGAGGAUCCGGAGUUGGCAUGGUGGGCGGUCCUAAUGUAAUGGGCCCGCCUACGCCACACACGCUGCAACAGCAACUAAUGCAAUCAGCAGCGCGCUCUUCACCGCCUAUACGUUCACCACAACCUACAUCGUCACCACGUUCCGCGCCCUCGCCACGAGCUGGUGGACCAUCAGCUUCGCCACGCGCUCAACCAUCGCCACAUCAAGUAAUGAGUCAUUCACCAGCGCCAGGUCCACCACAUGAUGGUGGUCUACAUAAUCAUGUCGGUGGCAUGCAUGCGCCACAUCAAUCACCACUGCCAGGUGGUGUAUCACAGGACGUAGGCGUAGGCGGUGUGGUUGGUGGUGGAGUUGUCGGUGGUACCGGUCCUGGUCAAGCCGUUGCCGAUGCGUCUGAUCAAUUGACCAAAUUUGUGGAACAACUCUAGUGUAGCAAUUAACAGUUGCAGGCACCUACUAGCACGUUCAGCAACAAGAUGUAUCCACGUUAUUAUUGAGAUAAGCCGAAAUAGUGCAUCUGUACAGGUUAAUCAAUCAUAUCUUUAUUUUAAAUAUUUGGUUGAAUUGUUUUUUUUUUUUUUACUAUUUAUGUUUAUUUUUUGAGGCAUCACAAUUGAAGUUAUUAAUUUCAGUUUUCUUAUCUCUAAAAGUUAGGUUUAUAAUUUAUUUGUUUCUUUGAAUUAUAUGCAUAGUUAAGAAUAGUGUUUAGAACAUUCUGAAGGUAUGAUCAAACGUUCCAUCGCAUCAAGUUAUACCUUAUUGUCAUAAGCAUUUAAAGAGUAAUAAUAUGAUUUGCCGAAAGAUGCAUUAGAUGCAUGUAAGUAGGACUCAAAAUACACAUGAUCGAUCAAAAAUAAAGUAUGGUUUAGUUACUAUAAAAGAUAGGCGGUUACUAAAAUCCUCUUAAUUACAAAACCAUUAGUACAUACAUAGUAUAUUUAAAUACAUUUUUUGACAAUAUUUUCUUGCAAUGCUAAAAUCGUUUCCAAGAAAAAACGUAUAUUGGCAGUUGACCGACUAAGCCAAACUUCUCUGCACAUUCAUCUCUUAUAUGUUAUUUUGAAGGUAACUCCCAUUGUGUUCGGCCCUUUGUGCACAUUUAGAAAUACCUUGAAUUUAGGUUUUUUGUGUUUAUUUUUGAGUUUACUUGAUUUAUACUCAUCCCUCAAAUGCUGUUGAACGAAUACAUUACCACAUGCACACACUGAUAUAUUCUAUAUAUAGAAAGACUUUAAUGCAAUUUAAAUGGUUAAUAUACCAUAAAUCAUAUGUAGAUGUAUUAAAUCUAAUAUAAGACGAAAAAGUUUAUUUUUAUCACUUUGAGAAAUGUAAAAGAAUAAAAGAUAAAAUAAAAAUAUAAAAAAAUCUUGUAUAAAAUGAAGAAAUGAUAGCAAAACAAGUCAAAUAUUCAACACAAUACUAGAAAGUACAUGGAAACCUUGUAAAUAUGUAGUCUUUUAAGUAAAUAUUAUAUAUGUAUAGGUUUUAGUUACUUUUAAAGAAAAGAUACAAAUAUUUACCAAUGAAAAGAAGCAUAAGCAAGCUCUAAUUUGGUAACGUAAAUAAAAAAUUAACUGGUAGUAAUUUGUAUAUGUGCAAAUGUUUUCAAUAGCCACACAUUCAUUGAAAUGAACUAUUAAAAAGAUUUUAUAUAUUAAACGAUAAAUAACAUUUUGCAGAAUUAACAUACACUGAAAUCGAUUUGAAAAAUGUCCAUUAUUUUACUGAAAUUUGUUAAGAAAAUUUCCCACACAGCCUAUUGAUAAUUCAUAAAAAAAGAGCUAUUAACUUCCAAUGUCCACACUUGAAAUGAAUUACUUCUAGAACAUCGUCAUCGCUUGUUACCCUUUUUGUGUAGAUGUGUAUCAAUAUUUUAUAUGACAUUCAGAAACAAUAUUAAAUGUGCCUUUUCAGUAUUUGUACUUUUAUGGUAAUAUUAUUGCACAUUGUCGGCCACUUAAAUGCUAACUUUCAUGCAAAUUCAUAUUAUUAUUAUUUUUCAUUAAAGACAACCGUAGUUGACAAUGAAUUGCACCCUUAACACCCAACAUUAAGUAUGAAUCGUUCUUUAUAAUUUACAUUACCAGUGAAUUGUGUUUUUAUUAGAUUCAAAUUGAUAAAAUUCAAUAAAUAAUCAUUAUUUAAAAGAACGUAAAGAAUUCGUUACUUUAUAUAAUUAAAUUAAAAGGCGAAGAAAAUACAAAGUAACGUUUGAAAACUUACAAAUAACGUAAUUUAUACCAUACACAGUAUAACUUCAAAAUAAUUACAAUUGCAUCUGUGUCUCCGAACAUUUCUGCACAUUAACAAAGUUCAUUGUAUCGGCUGUUAUCGAACUACAUACAUCUCAUAUAAAUUUCUAUACUAUGACUUGAUAAAAAUAAAGUAUACACAGUAAUCUAGAUUCGUUCGCCUUACACUCAUUUAAAGCCGUCACAAAAUUCGCACCUGCACCUGCAGUAAAUAUUACACAAUUAACUAACUUUAUUA
Bactrocera oleae (olive fruit fly) is the source of this 15123-nucleotide messenger RNA. It is a transcript of the gene nej, whose product is annotated as nejire. Gene Ontology annotation, molecular function: transcription coactivator activity; histone acetyltransferase activity; zinc ion binding. NCBI's taxonomy places the organism in Eukaryota, Metazoa, Arthropoda, Insecta, Diptera, Tephritidae. Gene Ontology annotation, biological process: positive regulation of transcription by RNA polymerase II. The record is from RefSeq and is a predicted model, not a curated record. Gene Ontology annotation, cellular component: histone acetyltransferase complex; transcription regulator complex.